UCUUGCCGACUCUCACCCUGAAUCUCUCCACCGAGAAUAUUUAGAAAAAUGAACUUCGUAGUGUUCGGGCUUAUCCUGAUAUGUUGCCAUGCCUGGGCAAUUGAGAUAGACGAUAAUUUUGCAGCUAUAUGGUUCGAAGGACCUAAAAUAAAUUUAGAAAAUUUCUUCGAAAAGCUCAAGUCCUCAGUGCAAAAUGGAACCAGUGGUCUCAAUAUAUACGGAAUUCCGAUUCGUGAUCCGAUGUUCAUUGAGACUGCGAUCAGACUGCCCACCGGAGUUUUAUCUGCUUUUGUAGGUGACACAAAUCUCGAGGGAUUUCUUAAAAACUUUAACUUAAGUGGUUUGGCCUCGUAUAAUGUCAACAGCGCUAAAUUCAAACCAAUUGAUUUGACGGCCCACAUAGAUAUAAGCUGGCCGUGUAUAAACGCGAGUACUAAUUACUCCUUAAAAGGCAACGUCCUUAACUACGAUAUUUAUGGAGAUGGAGGCAUAAAUGGAACUCUACAUAACUUCAGAACUAUUAUGGAUGUUGGUUUCAACUUGAAGGACCGGUAUAUGCAAGUUCAAACUAUAGCAACAAAGAUUUUCUUGGACGCAUUGAAGUUUAACGCAACGGGCUUAUACAACGAUGAAGACAUAUCCAAGAUAUUCAGCAAGACGAUCUCCGAUGUUACGUCUAAGCUCAUUACCACGAAUCAAAAGACGAUUUCGCAUAUUAUUAAUAAUUUCGCCACGCGGAUUUUCAACAAAUUUCUGUUAACUAUAACAUUUCCAGACCUAUUGAAAGCAAUAGGUUUGUAAUACUUUUCUACAUUUGGCGCCACGCUAUCGUUUAAUCAAUCAUUUCUACAACGAUCGAUCCCAGUUGAACGAUA
This is a messenger RNA of Trachymyrmex septentrionalis, 875 nucleotides long. RefSeq lists its product as uncharacterized. The coding region runs from base 49 to 801 and encodes 250 amino acids. NCBI's taxonomy places the organism in Eukaryota, Metazoa, Arthropoda, Insecta, Hymenoptera, Formicidae. The transcript has 6 exons. The record is from RefSeq and is a predicted model, not a curated record.